Molecule: messenger RNA, 1633 nt
Organism: Spinacia oleracea (spinach)
Lineage: Eukaryota; Viridiplantae; Streptophyta; Magnoliopsida; Caryophyllales; Amaranthaceae
Exons: 4
Coding region: 140-1549 (469 amino acids)
Source: RefSeq, a predicted model, not a curated record
UGUCACCCACAACUCAAAAAACUGAGGCAAUUUAGACAAAAAACAAAGAAAAGACAGCAAAAAUAUUGAUGAUAGAUUCUGUAAAUUCAUCCUGAAAAUACACAAGAAGAGAGAAAAUACAGUCCAUUUUCUCAUCUGAAUGCAUUACCAUUCAUUCCUUUUCUCAGUGAUGUGCAAAUGUUCAUAUCUGAAUGAUGAAGAAUUGAAAAACCAGAGAAACAGAAUUGCUCUUCCUUCCUCGGCUUCAUCCUCUCGAGUCACAACACCGACUAACCGGGUUUCUUCCCCUUCAUCAUCAGCUUCUCAAAGAGAGGUUUCCACCACAUUCUUCUCUUCUUCACCAAGAACAACACCAGAGGCAGAGGCAAGAGUUGACACUAGUCCUAAAAUCUCAUUAUUAUCAACGCGACAAUCAGAAGCGCUGGAAGCCGCCAAAUUAACAGGUUGGAUAGAGAAGGAUGAUGCUAGGAGUGGUGGUAACAACACCAACACCAACAACAACACCAACACUCCUAGGUUAUUCCUCUCUAAACUUAAACCAAGGAAGCUUAAAAGGCGCAUUAAUAUUGGCUCCACACUCUCUACUAGUAGUGGUUCAGGUGAUGUUGAGGAGCCUGAUUGGCCACCUUUUGCUGAUGAAGACUACAUUGUUUUCUGCUUUGAAGAGGAUGGUGCAUUUCAUGUUAUUGAAGACAGCCCCACCACUAUCAGUCCAAAGGUUAGCUUUUUUUACAGUAUGUUUGUACAUGACUCAACAUUAGAAUCUGAUCUAAUAUUUUCUGAUGAGCAGCUUCGAUGUGAAGAACAUGGGAAUCUCGCCUGCGCGUGUAGUGGGAAGAACAAGGAUGUAAAUCAUCUUAGCCUUAUAAACAGAAGAGACUGUCUGUUACCAAAUAAAGAGGCUGAGGAAGAAAUGAGUCCAAAGUUGAACCACAGCAGAACUGAUGUUAGUGAUCAUCUGUUGGCAAACAACAAAUUCGUACAUGAAAUUGAUUUGACUGAAUCGAUGGAUUGCAGAAAUGGAUCAGUUGAAUCAACAGAGUCUAGUCAGUUGGAUUAUGAAGAGCAUUUCCAGAAUGAACAUAACCCUGAAGAAGUUGAACAUUCAUCAUCACCCUGGAACAAUGUGAAUGUCAAUGCUCUCCUGGCUUUUAGGAGAGACUGUUUAUUAUCCAACACAGAGAUUGAUGAGGACGAUGUCUUUUUAAGUCCGAAAGCUAAAUUGGGAGUGAUGAUUAGUAUUGACGAACUAUUGAAAGGAGAUAAUGACAUAUCGAGCAUAGAGUCUGAUCAAUCUAGUGGCUUCAGUGGAUCAGACUCUAGAGGUGAUCAAGACGAUCAACUCGAGGGGAAUGAAGAAGAGCUUGCUUCAGAGUCUGCUAAAUCAAGCAUCUCGAAUCAAUCAAAUAUCAGCUCAACCUCCUUUGAAUUCCCAGUGUUGGAAUGGGCAUGGAUGGGCAGUCCAGUUACAUGGCCAAGAUCAGGGAGGAUUCAUUUCAGAAAGCACAAAUCUAGGCCUCCUGCAUGUCUCAGAUGUUGUAAAUUCUGAAUAAUGUCCUCAGAUUUACUUUCUUUUUUCCCUCGAAACCCCCCUGCUAGUCUACUAAAUAUAGAAAAUUAUUGCCAGAGAAAU